Messenger RNA from Parasteatoda tepidariorum (common house spider), 1356 nucleotides. RefSeq lists its product as uncharacterized. NCBI's taxonomy places the organism in Eukaryota, Metazoa, Arthropoda, Arachnida, Araneae, Theridiidae. The record is from RefSeq and is a predicted model, not a curated record.
CUAGAUAUGGUAGUAUAUUUUUAUAGUGGAUUUCACACAAAAUACAGAAUGGGAUACCUGAUAGUGACGUAGUGUGGGUUCUCAAUCCUGAUUGGUUGUUGAAACGUAGCCUUUCUUUAUGACAGCGGCUGUUCUUUCCAGUCUACUACGGUUCCAAGGGAAAGAAGGAUAAGAAUAAGUUCCAGUUGAGGGACUGGAACGAGGUUCUUGCCGAGCAGAAAACGAUUGAGAAAGAACACAGAGCUUCAGAGGCUCUAGAUAUGAAAUUGGAUAAGGAUACAGCAGUGGAUGAGGGAACUGCUAAAUGUGUAGAGGAAGUGGUGGAGAAAAACACCGCAAGUGAAAUUGAUAAUGAGUUCCAGUUGAGAGACUGGGACGAAGUUGUUGACGAGCAGGAAAUGUUUGACAGAAACAGAGCCGCAGAGGUUCUGGAUAAGAAAUUGGAUGAGGAAGCUGCAGUGGUUGAGGAAACUGCUGAAUAUGUUGAUGAAGUUUUAGAGAGAAGCCCUGCAGUUGAAAUUCAUUAUGAGUUUCAGUUACGAGACUGGAACGUUGUUCUUGCUGAGCAGGAAAUUGUUGAAAACGACGGAGCAGCUCUUGAUAAAAAAUUGGAUAAAAAAACUGCAGUGGAUGUGGAAGGUAUAAGGAAUGCUAAAUUCGAAAAGUUCCCUUUAAAGAUCCGGGACUAUGUCCUUAUAGGACAGGCUGUACUUGACAUCAAGAAGAAUAGAGCUGUGAAAGGUGAUUUCAAUUUCAUGGGAAUUUCAACUGCACACUACAAACGGAUGGUGAGAGAUUUCCGAAAGUGUGAAAGAGAGAUGCGGAACAAAAGUUCCUUCUUCUAGAAAUGUUGAAAAGUCUCACAGAAAUUCCGAUUUUGACAUUUAACCUAUUUUGACUUUUAUCCGAUAUAGACACUCACUCGAUUUUGACCCUUUCCUGAUUGUGACACAUAACCGGUUUUGAUACACAAAAAAAAUUUAGCACAUUGACAGGACAUUGUGUUUAAUGUGGCUACAUAACUAUUUUCUCUACGGACAGUAAUGUGGAGAUUCUCCCGAUUUUGACAUAAAAAAAAUCAUAGCACAUUGACAGGACAUUAUGUUUAAUGUGCUACAUACAUAUUUUCUCCACGGACAGUAUUGUGGUGAUUUUCCCGAUUUUGACAUAAAAAAAUCAUGGCACAUUGACAGGACAUUGUGUUUAAUGUGCUUCAUGAAAUAUUUUUCCGCUGUCAACAUUGUGAAGAUUUUGAAAAUGGUGACUAACCCAAACAGGACAUUGUGUUCCUUGAGUCCGUAACUUCUGAGCCUCACAGCAUGAUAGUCAAUUUUGUGGCAUGAAUAAUUGUAUUAA